AUGCAGACACUUUCGUCCAAUAGAAGAAAUCGAUCAGUAAAUGAUGGAACGGCAAGAAGAACCUCGUUGAAAGAAGAACAGCAGUUGAAAAUAAAGGAGUCUAUCGCUGAUGUCCUUACUAAACAUUCAUUUCUAUUGAAGUUGAGCUCGGCACUGGUCUGCUACGGUGCCCCAGCUCAUCGUAUCGAGGAUGCACUAGAUACCAUGAGUGAGGUGCUUGAAAUCAAAGCGUCAUACGCGUAUUCGCCAGGCAUGAUGAUGAUCUCCUUUGUAGAUAUGGCUACUCGAACCAGCGAAACUCACCAUGUUCGCCAAAGUGACGGUUUCGAUCUAUACCGCUUAGAACUGGUAUACCAUCUUAUGCGCAACCUUUGUUACGACAAAAUCACCGUCAAUGAGGCGUAUCGAGACUUAGAAACCAUCAUGAAGCGUCCACCAUAUCACUCGCGACCUGUAUACCUUUCCAGCUACAGUAUCUCUACCGCUCUGGUGGCAGCAAUCGCAUUUCGAGGAAGCUGGUAUGAUGUUUUGGCAUCCGCUGCAGGCGGUACUAUCUGUGGUGUACUGUCUUUAUUAUCAGGAAGUCGGUUCACUACCUUUAGUAACGUAUACCAAGUACUGGCAUCUUUUUUGGUCGGAUUAUUAGCUAGAGGUCUACAUAAUUAUAUUUGCUAUCAGGUCGUAAUCCUCUCUUCCCUCGCUGUUCUACUUCCUGGUUUCCAGCUUACAUUAAGUUUGAUGGAGAUUACUAGUAGAUCUGUUAAUUCCGGAACAACCAGAUUGCUUUCUGCCGUCAUGGAUGCAUUAUUUCAAGCUUUUGGAGCUUGGAUCGGCAUAUCCGCUGUCAAUGCGUUAGAACCAGGUGUAGCACUCAACACUGCAAAAUGUUUUGUACCCAUCAAUCCUUGGUUUUACUUCCUUGUCUUUCCACCGCUUUCUAUGGCAAUCAAUGUGCAGUUCGGUGCUAGCUGGAGACACAUGCCAAUCUGUGUCGUUGUCAACGCAGCGGCAUUUGUCGUGGUAUAUUUCAUGUCAAGCGUCACUACAAGUAGUGUUCUACCCGUUGGUGUAGCAGCGUUUGUGAUCGGCUUAAUCUGUAAUCUUUAUGGAAAGUUCACGAAUCACCUGGGAUUCGUUCCAGUCAUGGGCGCAGUGCUUAUCCUUGUGCCUGGAAGUGUUGGUGUUAGAGCGGCAUUGACUAUGCUCAUCAAUAAUCAGCUGGAACUAGGGUUUGAAUUUGCGUUGCAAAUGAUCUUGGUUGCCUCAGGUAUCACUGUGGGUCUGUUCGCAUCCACCUUUAUAUGCCAUCCUACUGGUAAAAGAUCCGUACUGCUUGCCUUCUAAGCAAGAUAUCACUAAAGUAAACUAGAUUGUAAUUUUUAGAGCCUAACAGCAUGUGUCUGACAUUUUGUAAAAACCCCUUUAUCUAAUCAAAACGGUACAAUGUAUUAUGGUUAUAUUUGUGUGUUCAUGCUGGUUUUUUUUUGGGGGGGGGGAGGGGAAUCGUCAUGCUAUCAUGACGAGUUAGAGAUCUCGUCCUUAUUCUCAUGCUUCUUCUCGUCCACUUCAUCUUCGGUCACCGAAAACCCACGAAUAAGCAAGUUGAAAAUAGAUCCGAAGAACAGAGCAAUGACAGUGCAUGUCAAUGUAAUGACAUUGUAAGGCAUACUAAAGUCAGGCGUAGGCAGACUAGCAAGUAGGAUCUCAGUAUAAACUUUGAUGUUCUGUCUUGUAGGCGUAUCUCUG
Molecule: messenger RNA, 1746 nt
Organism: Umbelopsis ramanniana AG
Lineage: Eukaryota; Fungi; Mucoromycota; Umbelopsidomycetes; Umbelopsidales; Umbelopsidaceae
Exons: 5
Coding region: 1-1344 (447 amino acids)
Biological process (GO): transmembrane transport
Molecular function (GO): transmembrane transporter activity
Source: RefSeq, a predicted model, not a curated record